UUUUACGUGAACUAAAUUUGAUGUCAACCGGAACAUGUCAUCUCGGCGAAUGAAGAAUGUGACAUCGGCCUUCCGAGUAGUUUCAGAGUGUUUUUUCUUCCGCUUCCAAACUAUUUGGAACGUUCAGUGAGUGCCUUGUACUUUGAAAAGAUGGUCUGGAUACUCGUGAUGCUGACUUCGUGUGUAAUCUAUUAUAAACCGUCGCCACUUUCCCCAGAAUACAGUUCUGACGGAACUAAACAAAUAACAUUACUAAUCGAUCACAUGGUGUCUAUGUCAUUACUUACAUUUGUUGCUCAAUAGUCUUUUAAUGAAGUAUAGGUAACAAUUUUGGUUUAGUAGUUACUGAUUUAUCUGCCAGGGAAUACAUGACAAAUGCUCCUUCAGAAAGUGAGGAGUUGCGUACAAGUGACGGGAUAUCGUCAUUGACUUUUUACCUAUCUAGUGUCACAGUCACAUGCCAGUUAUUUACCCCUUGUUGUGUGGAAGGAAGGUCCUAUCAUCAUAAUCAAGAGCUUCAACCAUUUGUAACAUCCAGUUGUAGGCUACAGUUUUGGAGAAUUUAUACUCAUAGUCUUCAUAGGUUCUCUGGUGUUUACAAUGACUAAAUUAAGACCAUCUGAGAAAGCCAUAGAGCUUGUUACCAAGGCAACAGAAGAAGACAAAAAUAAAAAUUAUGAAGAAGCGCUGAAGUUAUAUGAACAUGGUGUAGAGUAUUUUCUACAUGCCAUUAAAUAUGAAGCCCAAAGUGAGAAAGCAAAAGAGAGUAUCCGUGCCAAGUGUAUGCAGUAUUUGGAUAGGGCAGAGAAACUGAAAACUCAUAUGAGCAAGAAGUCCAAACAAAAACCUGUGGCUGAAGGUGGCAGUAGCAAGAAAUCUGACAAGGGUGGAGGCAAUGAAAGCGAUGAUUCAGAUGAAGACCCAGAAAAGAAGAAGUUUGCCAAUCAAAUAUCAGGAGCCAUAGUGAUGGAGAAACCAAAUGUCCAGUGGGAUGAUGUUGCAGGCUUGGAGGGAGCCAAAGAAGCCUUGAAAGAGGCAGUUAUUUUACCUGUCAAAUUUCCACAUUUAUUCACAGGGAAGCGGAAGCCUUGGAGAGGUAUCUUAUUAUUUGGUCCACCUGGCACAGGUAAAUCCUACCUGGCUAAGGCUGUGGCCACAGAAGCUAACAACUCCACAUUCUUCUCUGUGUCCUCAUCAGAUUUGGUCUCCAAGUGGCUGGGAGAGAGUGAAAAAUUGGUUAAAACUUUAUUUUCCCUUGCCCGGGAACACAAACCUAGUAUCAUAUUUAUAGAUGAAGUGGAUGCGUUAUGUGGAUCAAGGAGUGAGAAUGAGUCUGAGUCUGCAAGGAGAAUAAAGACAGAGUUCCUGGUACAAAUGCAGGGUGUGGGCGUGGACAAUGAUAAUGUGCUGGUGCUGGGAGCCACGAACAUCCCCUGGUCACUGGAUGCCGCUAUACGCAGAAGAUUUGAAAAGCGUAUAUACAUCCCCCUGCCUGAGGCCCCAGCUAGGACGAAUUUGUUCAAACUGUCAUUUGGUAACACACCUCACAGUAUAUCGGAGCAGGAAUUUGUGGAACUAGGCAAAAGGACAGAAGGAUAUUCGGGUGCUGACAUCAGUAUAGUGGUCCGCGAUGCUCUCAUGCAGCCAGUCAGAAAAGUACAGACUGCCACACAUUUUAGAAAGGUCAGAGGUCCUUCAAGGAAUGAUCCCAAUGUUGUAGAGGAUGACUUACUGACACCAUGUUCCCCAGGAGCUCCUGGGGCAAUCCCCAUGUCCUGGCUGGAGGUGCCAGGGGAAAAACUUCUGGAGCCUGUCGUCAGUAUGGCUGACAUUUUGAGCUCUCUAAGCGUGUCCAAACCGACAGUGAACGAAGAUGAUUUAGUGAAGCUGCAGAAGUUUACAGACGAUUUUGGACAGGAAGGUUAACGCUCUCUCUCCUGUGCAUCUAGUCUUAAGUUCUUGGUUGAUAUAAAUCUUCUCUGACCUCUGUCAGGAACCAGUGGCAUUACAGUUGUGUGUAAGGUAGCUACAGUGAUAUCAGGACUCGGUAUGACACACCUCUUGACCCUCUGACACAUCAGGACAUUGUGUGACGUAUCUCUUGACACUGUGACAUGUUGAGAUUGUCUGGUACAUUUGACACUGUGUGACAUUUCUCUUGUAACAUGUUGAGACUCUGUUUGACAUACUAGGAUUCCAUGUGACACAUCAAAACACUGAUUAUGUUGGGAUACAUGUAGGCGACGCCAUGUGUUUUCUGGAAGUUGUGUGCAGUGACUGAAUAGCUGGGAAACAUUUUUGCUAUUUCGGCAUUUGGCUGAUGAUAACUCUGCUUAGAUCCGCUAAAACCAUCUUUGUGUGGCUUCAGGAUUGAAAAAUGGUAGCAUUCAAAACUGCAGAUAAGGUUUUAAACACAAUUCAUCAAACUACCAGAUUAUUACAUUUUUUAUAACAGUGUUAUCCUUCCUCUUGUAAAAAGAAAAAAGAAAAAAGAAAAAGAGGAAUGACGUAGUGGGAGUAUGCAUUCUGAUGGAAGACAUAUGAUCAGUGUACACUGUAACCUAGAAUGUACUGACCUGUUCUUCGUGUCGCUUUGUUCUGUGUUGUCUUUCACUCCCCAAGAUUAACUGGGUAGUAUUGCCCCUGGUUUCUGACAGCCAUUAUAUAUUAGAAUACAGCUGAAAUAUAUAUGAGGUCUCUUCAUCAGUGUUAUUUCCUGUAUAAAGCUUGUGACAAAAACAAAAUAUUAAACUGAUGGUCUCUGUUUCUGAAGUUUUUUUUAUAGGUAACAAUUCUUCUGCUGCUUUGGCAUGUACAUGUAUAUAUAUAUAUGAUAGUCAUGCUGUCCCUGGUCUAUGAGUGCAUAUCUAUAAACUACUGUAUAAAGUCAGCAGUGAAGACAGCACAUAACAGCUACUGUCACAGCAUUAGUAAGAAUGCAUUGGAAGAUUUUGACGUAGGCAGUGAUAUGGCCUACAAAUUCACUAGCUUCCAUAGCCAAUGAAUAAGAUAUACAGAACAUGGUGAUAUUGUGACUAGCUCAUUUAGAAGGUGUGCAGGUACAACACUGGGUGAAGAUGUCUGGGACUACCUACGUGAAAGGACUUGAACUGGCGAUAUUAAGAAGAGUGUAGCCAUGUUUAAGUGAUCGUGUUUAAUGGCCAUUUAACAUGUCACAGACUCUGAACAUAUUUGUAUGUUUGCCUGGAAAUAUUUCUCAGAUGUGACACAAAGUUAAGAAAAUGUUGUACAGUAAAAAGAAGAAACCAAGUCAUUGAGUCCAUCAAUAUGUAAUACAAGACUUGAAUGCCUGCUUUACCUACAUGUAUUUUAAAUAGCUGUGUAAAUACUGUAGAUGAAAAUUAAUUAUUCUCCUUCCCAGGUGUGACUACAGGUUAUAUGUCAUGACAACUGCAGGGAAGACAACCUGAUAUGGUCAUGUGUAGUCAAAAUAGUGGGAUAUAUUCUGAAAUUGGAAUGCCAACUGAUGAUGCCAGAUUGGCAUUCAUUGUAAUUGUAAUGAGCUUUCAUCCGUGGUAUAUCUGUAAUAAAAAAACGUUUACAGUGCUCUAUACAAAAAGUAUCAAUCUCUGUUACUUACAUCAAUUCUCAACGAAGCCAUAUAACAAAGACGCCGGGUUUCCUCCCACCAUAAUGCUAGCCGUCGUGGUAUAAGUAAAAUAUUCCUUAGUAGAGGGUAAAACACCAAUCAGAUAAUACAUAUAACAAAGAACAUGUUUUCACCAUUGUCCAGUAAAUAUUAUUUUGAACCUGGAAAAGAAUAUGGAUUUAAAUAUGUCGGGGGGGGGGGGGGGAAUAGUUUAUUAUGUGUUCAUAUGUAUCACAUUCACGUCUCCUAAAUCCAGAUUUUUUCUUCAUACAGUACACGUUUUUUUCCCGAACCACGUACAUCUCCUGCCGAAGAUUUAUGUUACAAAGCAAAAUAUGAGUACUUGUAUAAUGACAUAAGUAAACUUGAUUUUUUAUGGGUCAUGUUUGUAGACAGAUUGUUCAUAAAUGUCCAUCGUUUUGUACAGUGUACAUAGUGCUACAUGUAGGUCAAGAGUAAUUCAUUCCCUUCCGUGUAAAAAUAAAAAAAAAAACAAACAUUGGGUGUAUAGACAAACAAGUCAUAUUUCAAUCUGAAGAUUUGUUGGCAUAAGAAAUGUUGCUGAUAAAUAAAAGCUGAAAAACGUUUAUUU
Messenger RNA from Liolophura sinensis, 4202 nucleotides. RefSeq names its product vacuolar protein sorting-associated protein 4B-like. The record is from RefSeq and is a predicted model, not a curated record. The coding region runs from base 601 to 1926 and encodes 441 amino acids. The transcript has 12 exons. Gene Ontology annotation, biological process: vacuole organization; endosomal transport. Gene Ontology annotation, molecular function: ATP binding; ATP hydrolysis activity. Lineage: Eukaryota; Metazoa; Mollusca; Polyplacophora; Chitonida; Chitonidae.